Messenger RNA from Penicillium argentinense, 951 nucleotides. Its product is annotated as alpha/beta hydrolase. The record is from RefSeq and is a predicted model, not a curated record. The transcript is spliced from 2 exons. NCBI's taxonomy places the organism in Eukaryota, Fungi, Ascomycota, Eurotiomycetes, Eurotiales, Aspergillaceae. Gene Ontology annotation, molecular function: hydrolase activity. Bases 1 to 951 code for a protein of 316 amino acids.
AUGUCCACCACUCAUACUUACAAAGUGGUUGGCGACUUGGCCCUGUCCGUAGACAUCACAAAACCGCCCAACUUCUCCCAAGAUGACCCUCUCGUCCUCCAUUUCCACGGAGGGUACCUGAUGAUAGGCGAAAAGUCAAGCUUCCCUCCAUAUUGGUUGAUCAACGCGUGUCGCCAUCGGAACUGGGCUUAUGCGACUGCCUCUUACCGUCUGUUACCAGAAGCAUCUGGAUUAGAUAUGCUAUCUGAUUCCCGUGACGUUACCCAAUGGAUCUAUGAUAAUAUCACGACGAACAUAAUCAUCGCUGGGUCUAGUGCAGGGGGGUAUCUUGCGUUUGCAACUGCUGCACUACCGGAAUCGCCACCGAUCCGAUCUCUGCUUACUGUCUGUGGUGGGUUCGACUUCUCCCGCCCCAAAUGGAUCCAACCACAGGGUCGACCUGAAGAUAUUGCGGAGACGAUCGAUGCCUUGAAUGCAGCAAUUUACAAUGGCCACCCUGUUGAUUCCCAUCCGAUCCCGAUAGACCAUGCUGCUGCUGCCCAGGACAAGCGAAUCCAAUUGAUCAAACCAUUCCUGGCCGCUGCAAAAUUCCCGGAAGCCUUGCUUCAUAUUCCUGAUAUUGGCUUGAAGAUCAUUUCCCAAGGGUUGGAUACAAUCCCUGUGUCUCACCGAGCUCUUUUCCCUCUCGCUUUCGGUGUGACCGACAAGUUUCCGCCUACUGUCCUCAUCCACGGUGACCAGGAUGUGAUGGUCGAAUUUGAGGAGAGCACAAGCGCAGCAGAAAAGCUCAAGGAGGUUGGAGUGAAAUUUAUUCUGGAGCGUGCCGAAGGGUGUGGUCACGGAUUCGAUGUCCAAGGGCCAAUUGAUCUUGACGCUGUUGGGUCUGAUGAACCAAUGUUUUAUGUGAAUCUUCGGCGUGGUAUUGAAUUCCUAGAGCAGAUGGUGGCAUGA